CAGGCUCACGGUACCCAAGCCUAGGGGCUGUGCGCCUGGCCGUCUAAGCGCGAGCAGCUCCGGCCGAGGAGUCGCGCGGAGCCGAGACCCUGACGGCCGCAGGUCGCGUCGGUGCAGCAGCUGGACUUGGGCCGAGCGGAGAGGUCCGGAGCAGCAUGGCCGGGAGGGGCUCCUUCCCCGGCGCGGCUCCGCGGCUCUGGAGCGUGCUCCUGUGCGCGCUGGCGCUGCGGGCGGAGGCCGGGCCGCGCGAGCACAGCCUGUACCUGUGGGUCGACGCGCGGCAGGCCCGAGUGCUGCUAGGAUUUGAAGAAGAUAUCCUGAUUGUCUCCGAGGGGAAAAUGGCCCCCUUUACGCAUGAUUUCAGAAAAGCCCAACAGAGGAUGCCGGCUAUUCCUGUCAACAUCCAUUCCAUGAAUUUUACCUGGCAAGCUGCAGGGCAGGCAGAGUACUUCUAUGAAUUCCUGUCCUUGCGCUCCCUGGAUAAAGGUGUCAUGGCAGAUCCAACCGUCAGCGUCCCUCUGCUCGGAACAGUGCCUCAUAAGCCCUCAGUCGUUCAAGUCGGUUUCCCGUGUCUUGGAAAACAAGACGGGGUGGCAGCGUUCGAAGUGAAUGUGAUCGUGAUGAAUUCUGAGGGCAGCCCCAUCCUCCAGACGCCUCAGAAUGCUAUCUUCUUUAAAACGUGCCAACAAGCUGAGUGCCCCGGAGGCUGCCGAAACGGAGGCUUUUGUAAUGAGAGACGUGUCUGUGAGUGUCCGGACGGAUUCUUCGGCCCUCACUGCGAGAAAGCCCUGUGCACCCCGCGGUGCAUGAACGGUGGACUCUGUGUGACUCCCGGCUUCUGCAUCUGCCCACCUGGAUUCUAUGGCAUCAAUUGCGAUAAAGCAAACUGCUCGAACACCUGCUUCAACGGAGGUACCUGCUCCUACCCCGGAAAGUGCGUCUGCCCCCCGGGACUAGAAGGCGAGCAGUGUGAAAUCAGCAAAUGCCCGCAGCCCUGUCGGAAUGGAGGUAAAUGCAUUGGGAAGAGCAGGUGCAAGUGCCCCAAAGGGUAUCAGGGAGACCUCUGCUCAAAGCCUGUCUGCGAGCCUGGCUGCGGCAACCACGGAACCUGCCACGAGCCCAACAGAUGCCAAUGUCAAGAAGGCUGGCACGGAAGACACUGCAGUAAAAGGUACGGAGCCAGCCUCAUGCACGCCCCGAGGCCAGCAGGCGCCCGGCUGGGGCAGCACACACCUUCACUUAAAAAGGCCAAGGAGGAGCGGCGGGACCCACCUGAAUCCAAUUACAUCUGGUGAACUCCACAUCUGAAACGUUUUAAGUUACACCAAUUUCAUAGCCUUUGUUAACCUUUCAUGUGUUGAAUGUUCAAAUAAUGUUCAUUACACUUAAGAACACCGGCCUGAAUUUUAUUAGCUUCAUUAUAAGUCACUGAGCUGAUAUUUACUCUUCCUUUUAAGUUUUCUCAGUAUGUCUGUGGUGUGAUGGUACAGAUUUUCUUGUUUCAGUGCUUUAGGACAGAUUUUUAUAUGAUGUCAGUUGAUCAGGUUAAAAUGUCUUUUCUGUGUAGUUGACAGAUAUUUUCAAAAUUACAAUGCGUUCAUGGUGUCUAGAGGCUAGGGAGCAUUAGAGAGGCUAAAUUGGGCAAAAAUGCAUAAAUCACAAGGGUUUGGAUUAAACUAUUCCCAGUGUUGAAGUUACAGCAUUUCAAAUUUUAUUGUCAUAUUUUUAGAUGUCGUCACAUUUUUUAAUUGCCCUUAUUUUUAAGCUGUCAAUACACUAUAUUUUGACCUUACCAUUUUUUCCAGAGAAUUCAGUAUCAAAAAAAAUUACACGGUGGUUGUGGCAUUUAAACAAUAUAAUAUAUUGUAAACACAAUGAAAUAGGGACUAUAAUGUGUGAACUUUUUGCAUUUGGCUUGAGGCAAUAUAAUAUAUUGUAAACAAAACACAGCUCUUACAUAAUAAACAUUUUAUACUGUUUGUAUGUAUAAAAUAAAGGUGCUGCUUUAGUUUUCUGA
Messenger RNA from Nycticebus coucang (slow loris), 2017 nucleotides. RefSeq names its product WNT inhibitory factor 1 (gene WIF1). Gene Ontology annotation, biological process: anatomical structure development. Gene Ontology annotation, molecular function: signaling receptor binding. Gene Ontology annotation, cellular component: extracellular region; cell surface. NCBI's taxonomy places the organism in Eukaryota, Metazoa, Chordata, Mammalia, Primates, Lorisidae. The record is from RefSeq and is a predicted model, not a curated record. The transcript has 10 exons. The coding region runs from base 156 to 1295 and encodes 379 amino acids.